CUGAAGUUUAUAACAUGAUUGUAAACAACACAUAUGUUGAUGAUAUUCUCUAUUCCAUUGAUACGGUAGAAAAGGCUUUUGAUUUGAUACAAAGAGCAGAACAUGUAAUAUCUCUUGGAAACUUUCAUGUGAAGCAUUGGAUAGUAAGUGGGCAACAUGAGAACCAUAGUAUCAACAUCAUGGAAUCUGACAAUGAGAAAAUUCUAGGGCUCAAGUGGAAUCCCAAGGAUAAUAAUUUCUCUUUUAAUGGAAAGGUAAAUUUCUCUCCUAAAGUUAAAAAGAUCCGGAGUGGUCCAAACUGGGAUCAUAGAGAGAUUGAGUCAAACUUCCCUGAGGUGCUCACUCGCAGAAUGAUACUAAGUCAAGUGGCAUCCUUCUAUGAUCCAUUGGGGUUAGCCGUACCAGUUGUGUUGAGAGCAAAAAUUUUGAUGAGAUCUAUGAUCUCAAAAUGUGAUCCAAAUAAGAGAGUGGAAUGGGAUGAACCUUUAGAUGCUGAUAUUGUAAAUGAAUGGAAAUGUUUUUUCACUGAUUUGUAUGGAGUAGAAAACUGCACAUUUAAGAGACCUCUGAAACCAGCCAAUGCAUCGGGUAAACCCAUACUUGUGAUCUUCUCUGAUGGCAGCACACAAGCGUAUGGAGCAUGUGCGUAUGUUAGAUGGCAGACUGAUGACAACAAAUUUCAGACUAAUUUGAUCAUGGCUAAAAACAAAAUAGCACCUAUGAGACAAUUGACCAUUCCUCGUCUAGAACUUUGUGGAGCUCUUUUGUCAGCUAGAUUAAGAGAAACUAUAGUGAGAGAAUGCAACUGGGAAUUUGAAUCCAUAUUCCAUAUUGUAGAUUCAUCUAUUGUCAGAGAUCAGAUUCAAAAGGAAUCGCAUGGGUUCCGGCCUUUUGUGGCUGUCCGCAUAGCAGAAAUACAACUGAAAACAAAUCUAAAGGAUUGGUGGUGGGUGGACACAGUUCAGAAUGUGGCAGAUUUAACUUCUAGACCAUGCACUUCAGAUAAGAUUAAGGAGGAUUCAACUUGGCAACAUGGGCCUGAAUUUUUGAGAUUGCCAAUUUCAGAAUGGCCAGUUAAACAGCAAUGUGCAGAUCACUUACCGGAUAGAAUAGGCAUUACUAUGACAGUUGCUAAAGGACACCUGAGAAAUUUAAGCAUGAUUAAUGUGAAAGGAUUUAGCAAAUAUGAAACUUUGUUGAGAGUUACAUGUAGGAUAAUGUCUAUAUUCAAGCAUAAAUCCUUAAAAGCUGUGCUGAAGGAGCCUACGUCUGAGGAAGAAGCAGAAGUACUGUGGGUAAAAACCAUGCAAAGUAACAUAACUAACUGGCAAGAUAGAUACAGAAGGUUAGGCCCCAUAAUGACAGACAAUGGAGUAAUUUUAGUGGGUCAAAGAAUAUCAAAAUGGUUAAAGGAAAACUGGAAUCAAGAUCACUUCAUGUUGAUACCAGCUAACCACCCAGUUACUAGACUGUAUGUGUCCAGCUUACAUAGUAGAGAUCAUGCAGGUAUUGAAACCACCUUGGCCAAGUUACAGAGUAAAUUUUGGGUGCCGGGAGCCAGGAAAUUAAUAAAGUCAAUUAAAGAUAAAUGUGUCACUUGUAGAAAACUCUCAAAACAAACUGAGAACCAGUGGAUGGGUCAGGUGUUAGAAGAAAGAAUGAAGCCAACUCCACCAUUCUAUCAUACUGCGGUCGAUUUGUUUGGACCAUUCAAUAUUAAGGACACUGUUAAAAGGAGAACUCAUGGUAAGGUAUAUGGGGUAAUAUUCAACUGCUUAGUUACUAGGGCAGUUUAUGUAGAUUUGGCAGAAGGAUACAGUGCAAGUGAUUUCAUGGCAACUUAUCAAAGAUUCAUCUCAGUCAGGGGUGCACCCAGAAUACUGUAUUCUGACAGAGGGAGCCAGCUGAUAGCAGCUGGAAAGAAUAUUGAAAGAAUUGGAAAAAAUGAAGGAGUUACUUGGAAAUAUAAUAGACCUAGUGAUGCACCGUGGUACAAUGGUGCCAGUGAAUCCCUUAUCAAAUCAGUGAAAAGAAAUCUUUGUAUUGCAAUUAACUUUUGGUGAACUUCAGACAGCCUUAUUUAAUGUAGCCAGUAUGAUGAAUGAAAGACCCAUAGGGGUAAAACCUUGCUUUAAUUUAGAACUUGGUAAUUACCUCUGCCCUAAUGAUCUAUUGCUUGGACGAGCUAGUGUAAAAUGUCCACAGGGAAUAUAUGAAUCAGAUGGAGACCAUAAAAGAAGAUUAGAGUUUAUUCAGAAAAUUGUUGAAUCAUUUUGGAGAAAAUGGCAGAGAGAUUUCUUUCCAACGAUGGUAGUAAGACAAAAAUGGCACACCAAUAGGAGAAAUGUAAGAGUGGGUGAUGUGGUUUUAGUUCAAGAUGCUAAUGCAGUUAGAAGAACCUGGAAAUUAGCUCAAGUAAUAAAGGCAGAUCCAGGUCGUGAUGGUGCUGUAAGAGAUGUAGACUUAAGGUAUAAGAUAGUCAAGGAAGGUAAAGGAUAUGAUGGGGUGACAGACAAAGUCAUGAGUAGGUCAGUGCAUAGGUUAAUAGUGUUAUUACCUAAGGAAGAACAAGAGUGAUGAUGAGCGUGUAGGAUCAUUGUAGAUAUGAUUUAUCUACAUGUACCAAAGCAUUCUAUGUACUACCUGUGUAUAUUGUAUGUUCACUUUGGUCGGGGUGGAGUGUAUCAUUAAAAUGAUAUGUUAACCAUCUAUUAUUUAUUUAUACAAUAUAUUUUUGUUAUCUGUGUUAAAGAAAAUGUAAGUUGUGUUCUGUUGGAAUGGGAGAAGUUUGGUACGCUUCUUUGUGGUGUUUUGUUUCACCCACUACCUGUGAACAUGGUCGGCCUGGCGGGUUGUCUAAGCCGGCCCACCAAUGUACUGUGGGUUGUUGUGUUGGGUGGUCCUCUGUGCUACAGACAGAGUUGUGAGGACGCCCUGGACUGGAUGAUAGUUGGGGUGGUGACAUGUCAGGUGUGCUACGGGGAUUCGAAGAGCGUCAGUGUGGGCCACUGAAGUCGAAACACUUCAAGCAAUAAACACCUGUUACGAUUUGUGGUUUAUUACACAUUUGGAAUCCCCAACAGU
This is a messenger RNA of Scylla paramamosain (green mud crab), 3084 nucleotides long. RefSeq lists its product as uncharacterized. The record is from RefSeq and is a predicted model, not a curated record. Gene Ontology annotation, molecular function: nucleic acid binding. Gene Ontology annotation, biological process: DNA integration. NCBI's taxonomy places the organism in Eukaryota, Metazoa, Arthropoda, Malacostraca, Decapoda, Portunidae. The coding region runs from base 15 to 2063 and encodes 682 amino acids. The transcript has 2 exons.